UACCCGGCGUGCCCCGCGGUCGCAGUCGCUGACGUGGCCGCCGUCAGAGCCGCCAUCUUGUGGGAGCGAAACCAACGCCUGGCUCGCAGCAGCUGCCGCCGAGGUGUCCCUGGCCAGUGUCCUGCCGCCUGUCCACAAACAUGGGGAACAUCUUCGCCAACCUCUUCAAGGGCCUUUUUGGCAAAAAAGAAAUGCGCAUCCUCAUGGUGGGCCUAGAUGCCGCGGGGAAGACAACGAUUCUCUACAAGCUGAAGCUGGGUGAGAUCGUGACCACCAUCCCCACCAUAGGCUUCAAUGUGGAGACCGUGGAAUACAAGAACAUCAGCUUCACUGUGUGGGACGUGGGCGGCCAGGACAAGAUCCGGCCUCUGUGGCGUCACUACUUCCAGAACACACAAGGUCUGAUCUUCGUGGUGGACAGCAACGAUCGAGAACGUGUGAAUGAGGCCCGCGAGGAGCUCAUGCGCAUGUUGGCUGAGGAUGAGCUGCGGGACGCUGUCCUCCUGGUGUUUGCCAACAAGCAGGACCUCCCCAACGCCAUGAACGCGGCUGAGAUCACGGAUAAGCUGGGGCUGCACUCUCUCCGCCACAGGAACUGGUACAUUCAGGCCACCUGCGCCACCAGCGGGGAUGGGCUCUAUGAGGGACUGGACUGGUUGUCCAAUCAGCUCCGGAACCAGAAGUGAGCCCUGCACUCCCCUCUCACCCCCGCUUUCUCUCAUGUGGCAACGUGCGGCUCUGUGGUGUGAGUGCCGGAAGCUGCCUCCGUGGCUGGUGCCGUGUGCAUCGCGCUGUAAAUGUGCAGACGCAGCCUGGCCGGCUUUUUAUUUAAUGUAAAUAGUUUCUGUUCCACGAGGCAGUUUCUGGUACUCCUAUGCAAUAUUACUCAGCUUUUUUUAUUGU
This is a messenger RNA of Carlito syrichta (Philippine tarsier), 903 nucleotides long. It is a transcript of the gene ARF1, whose product is annotated as ADP ribosylation factor 1. Gene Ontology annotation, biological process: vesicle-mediated transport; intracellular protein transport. Bases 141 to 686 code for a protein of 181 amino acids. Lineage: Eukaryota; Metazoa; Chordata; Mammalia; Primates; Tarsiidae. The record is from RefSeq and is a predicted model, not a curated record. Gene Ontology annotation, molecular function: GTPase activity; GTP binding. Gene Ontology annotation, cellular component: plasma membrane; cytoplasm. The transcript has 5 exons.